Molecule: messenger RNA, 2841 nt
Organism: Closterium sp. NIES-67
Lineage: Eukaryota; Viridiplantae; Streptophyta; Zygnematophyceae; Desmidiales; Closteriaceae
Source: the annotation of a GenBank genome assembly
UUUGGAUUGCUCCUCGGUUUUGGAUUGCUCCUCGGUUUUGGAUUGCUCCUCGGUUUUGGAUUGCUCCUCGGUUUUAGUCGGGCCAUGCUCGCCUGUCGACCCCGAUGCGUGCAUGCUGCUGCAUGGCCUGCGUCGAGCCGCGAAUGUUUCUACCCUGCCUUCAAGCCGCGACGAAUUCCACUCGGCCGACAGUCCACGCCUGCUUGCGAUUCGAAUCCGACGCAGCUGCGGCCAUGCACGCUUGUGCCCGCACCGCAACUCUCCUCGUCAGCCCAUUCUUAAUCGCGUCGCCAAUCGCCAGCGCCUCGUCGAAGCGAAAGUCCCUUCACAUCGUAACGAGAUCGCAUGGUUAGCGAUGGUUGUCAAAGCCGUCUUGCCCUACCGUUCCUAUCAAUGUUGGCUCGUCUCCGCAUGGCCGAGCCACGAAUCCCUACGGUUCGGAGCCGCAAUUCUCAAAAACCGCCCACGCAUGGCCGAGGCGUGAAGCCGAAGGCCUUAGAGCCGAGGCCAUAGGCCACGUGGCGAUCGAGCCUCGCUGCCGGCGAUUGAGGCGGGUUACCCUCCGCGCCUGGCGAUAUCUACGAAGGACACCGCGGCCGUGCCGAAACGGAAUACGGUUACCCGUGGAGCUUAUUCUUCCGCGACCAAUGGAUGGUCACGGGUGCGUGCGGCGGAGCUGGUUCGGUUCGGUUCGGAGGCGUAGAAAAGCUGGGGGGCGUGCAGGCAUUCGGAGGGACCCCUCUUAUCAGAGGCUACUUUUGAGUCGACUCAGGAGAGUCACCUCGUACAAAAGCCGGCGGGCGUGCAGCCAGAAGCUAGAUUCCGUGUUACCGGAGGCUGGAACCCGGCGUUCCUCUGCGCUUGCUCGCGCUCUGUUUUCUAAGCGCCGGCAGCUAGGUGGCAGCCUCUCAGUCUCCUAACGUGCCGUCGCAGCUCUAGUCGCAGCUCUCGUCGCAGCUCUCGUCGCAGCUCUCGUCGCAGGUCUCGUCGCAGCUCGCAUCGUCACGCACAGUCGUUUGCGAGGCAGCGGCCUGAGGCCGUUGCAACUGAGGGACAACUUCGGCAUCCCUCUGUGGUUCUUAUCACCAUCACCCUUCGCGAGCCUUCGCCAUGCGUCGUUACCUCCUGCCGCUCUUCUCCCGUUUCGUCAACUUCGCCACGCGUUUCGUCGACGCCAUCUGCGGCUUCCUCCUCCUCCCGCCGCUCGCGACGCGCCUGCUGCAGUGGCUGCUCCCGUUAGAGGAACGCGCCGUGCUGCGCGCCGCGUACAAGGCCACCGGGCUGCGUGACUAUGGCGAGGGCUCGUUUCUGGCGCCGCUGCGGCUUCUAUUGAAGGGGCUGGAGGAGGAAGCGCGGCUUAGCGCGUUCGGGAGGAUUCUUAUAUGGAACGAUGUACAGCGCCUGCUGCGCUAUCGCCUGCAGUUGGAGGACACGAGGAAGCGACACCCCGAGAUAGAGAAGGAGAAGAUAAAGGCUCCAGUGUUCAUAGUGGGCCUGCCGCGCACGGGCACCACGUUCCUUUUCAACCUGCUCGCCCUCGACGACUCUCUCUUCCGCUCGCCCCUCACAUGGGAGGUGCACCACAUGCACCCUCCCCCGGAUAAAACCUGCUACGACACGGAUAAGAGGAUUGGGGAGACACAGGCGUUCUUGGAGGGGGUCUCUGCGCUGCUGCCUACAUUCCAGGCGUUACACCCUGUGACAGCAACGGGGCCACAGGAAUGCAUGGGGCUCAUGAUGUACGACUUCACCUCCUUCGCGUUCCCCACCAUCCAUUUCAACAUCCCCACCUACUUCGACUGGUACCUCACGUCAGACCUCACCCCCACCUACCGCUUCCUGCGCUGGCAGCUGCAGUACCUUCAGUGGAAAGGUCCCAAAGCGGAACGCUGGUUGUUGAAGUGCCCAGCCCACCUCUUCUCCCUGCCUUCUCUUAUGGCCGCUUUCCCCGACGCCGAGCUGAUCUUCACACACAGGAACCCAUUGACAGUGUUGGCAUCGGCGCACAGCCUUAUAAAGGGGAUAAGGAGCAUUCACUCAGAUCAUGUGGACACAGCAGAGAUCUCCAGGGACUGGGUGCCAAAUGUCGCACACGCAUUGGCUGAGAUGAUUCGGCUGAGAGGGAUUGAAGGGGCAUAUGCAGAGAGGGAGGGAGCGGCGCCUCUGAGGAAUGUAGAGGGGAAGGAGGAAGAGAAGGCAGGAUCGAAUGGGUUUGUGACAGUGACAAAGGGAGAGGAGGAGGUGGGAGAUGAGGUGGGGGGCAGUGAGAGCAUUGUUACCAGUAAUGGGAGCAGGAGCGGUGGUUCUUUCCCUACUGGUUUCACCAGCAGCAACAAGAGCAACAGCAGCAAUGGCAGCAUGAGCAAUGGCAACAAUGGCAACUUAAGCGACGGUAGCAACAAGCGCAUCAGCAGCAAUGCCAGCAAUGGCAGCACCGACAGUAACAAGCUGCCUGCAGCUGGCAGUGCCGACACGCUGAUGUGGCAAUCUCAGGCCGUUGAUGUGCGCUACAAUGACCUGGUGUCCGAUCCGAUGGCCACAGUGCGCCGCAUCUACCGCGACCUGCUCAAGCGCCAGCUGGACGAUGAUGUGGCGGAUAAGAUGCGUGCCUACCUGGCUGCCAACUCCAAGGAGAAGAGGCCUCGCCACCACUACAAGUGGGAAGAUACGCUGCUGGAUAGGGAGGAGGAGAAGAAGCGCUUUAAGUUCUACAUUGAUGCGUUUAGUCUUGAUAGUGAGUAGUAGAGUUUGUAGUGUGAGCCUUGUACUGCAUGCUGUAGAGUCGCUGCCAAUGUAUUGUGCUUGUAUAUAUCUCUACAGGAAGAAAGAGUUCAGUGUUAA